This is a messenger RNA of Saccoglossus kowalevskii, 834 nucleotides long. RefSeq names its product galactosylceramide sulfotransferase-like. The record is from RefSeq and is a predicted model, not a curated record. NCBI's taxonomy places the organism in Eukaryota, Metazoa, Hemichordata, Enteropneusta, Harrimaniidae.
AUGGCAGUGCCUACAAAAUCACAUGGAUUUCCAUAUGAUAUUCUUUUCAAUAGACGCAUGGUUUGGAAUAUCGACAUUAUUAAAAGUUUUGAUAUGUUUACAAAUCACGCAAAGUACAAUCGUCCUGAACUGGAAGCAUUGAUACCAAAUGCUACAUACAUAACAAUUUUACGCCAUCCAGUUAAGCAGUUCGAAUCAGCGUUCGGUUUUUUUAAUUGGGGCAAAGAAAUUCGGACUAAAGAUCCAUUAGCCACAUUUUUGGAUAACCCACAAAAAUAUAUAAAACACAUCAGACAUCGUCAGCUUACUAGGAACUGUCAACUCUAUGACCUUGGUUUGAACUUAAACCAGACACUAGAUGAGGUCGUAGUAAAACAAAAGAUACAAUCACUGAACAAAGAGAUGGAUCUGAUAUUACUAACCGAAUACUUUGAUGAAUCAUUACUCCUAUUACGUGAUCUUCUGUGCUGGACUGUUGAUGAUAUAUUGUACAUACCAAAUGGAAUACGAGGUGAAAAUCGACGACAACAAAUAACACCGACUGUGAAAGAAAAAAUAUUGAAGUGGAACAAAUCUGAUUUAGAUCUGUACCAAUAUUUUGAAAAGGUGUUGUUAAAAGAUAUACAAAAGUACGGUUUGUGUUUCGAACACAAUCUUCGUGAAUUUCGUAAACUUCAAAGCGAAGUAUUUGAGAAAUGCAUUAAAAAGGAUGGUCCCAAAAGAGUCCAAGAUAAAGUAGCUCGACCUAUUCUGAAGGACAAUGCAACAACAUUCUGCUUAAAUCUUUGGAGAGGCGAUGUCACAUUUACCCGUCUGAACCGGGUGUUACAUUAA